GAUCCUUCUCCCUCGUUCGACCUGCUUCCUCAGAAGCUCAAAAGCCGCAAUAACAUCUUCGUCAUCUCCGAAAGAUCCGAAGCAACAUAGUAAUCCUCGAAGUCGUCCUCUUCAUCAUCGAUUCUUCGCCGUCUACCUGAUACCAGCCUUUCCUCCAUGGAAUCAGAAGCAGGCUCGGGUUCGCAGAGCAAGAAUGGACGAAGCGAUCGCCUGAGCGACCACUCGCCGUCGCCGUCGCCGUCGCAUGGCGUCGCCAUCAACGCUCUCCCUCGCGAGAUCGUCGUCGACAUCCUCUCCAGACUCCCCGCGCCGUCCCUGUUCCGAGCCCAGUUCGUGUGCCAGUCGUGGCGGGCCCUGGCGCGGGACCCGCUCCUCCUCCAGCUCCACCGACAUCGCGCGGCGUCGUCCCACGACCCCUCCCUCGUCUUCCACUGCGACCACCCCCUCCGGAGCCAGCUCUACUUCGUCGACGGCGUCUCCGGCGGCGACGGGAGGAACCGCCCGGCGAGGAUAUCCCACCCUCCGUUCGGGGUCGUCACGCCGGAGUUCGACCUCGUCGGGUCGAGCGAGGGGUUGCUCUGCUUGGCGAAUGCUCUGUACAGCGACGACGUCUACGUGUACAAUCCUCUCACGCGGGAGUUCAGGGAGCUUCCGGACUCGGCGGGUCACCAGAGGAAGCGAGAGAUGGUGUUUGGGUUUGGGUUUGACGAGACCGAGAAGGAUUACAAGGUGAUCAAGAUCGUGUAUGCGAUCAUGAUUCGCCAUGGUCGACCGCGGAGGGUUCUCUUGGGCAAUUCGGAGGUUCAGGUCUGCAGUUUGAGAAGCCCGACGUGGAGGAGAUUAGGUAAUGCAACUAAUCACUUGGAAGUGACACCCUCGCAGCCUCUUAUUAACAGAAGACUCCACUGGACUUCAAGAGGCACGCGUUGGAACAUCAGGAUCGUAUCGUUCGACUUGUCCGAUGAACAAUUCAGGGAAGUCCCUGUACCCAAAUCCAUGGAUUUACGCAGGCACAGGUAUCAUCUGGUGGAGCUCAGAGGUUGUCUUUCUGCAGCUGUUCUGUUGCCGAGUGGAGUAUUAAAGAUCUGGGUCAUGAAGGAGUAUGGCAUGAAGGAGUCAUGGAUCAAGGACUACAGCAUUGGAUCUUACCUGCCUAGGGGGCUCCAAAACCACGAACACGAGGAAUCUAAUGACCCAUCUUGCAAGAUCUCCAGAAUUCUGAAGCGCAAAAGGUGUGGAUUAUAUGUGAGGGUCCUGGGGAUGUUGAGGAAUGGCGGGAUCUUGUUGGAGUACCACAACAGAGCUCUGGUUCGUUAUGACCCGAAUUGUGACAAAGCUGUAGAUCUCAUGUUGGAAGGGCUGCCAAAAUGGUUUGAAUCUGGUGUCCUUGUGAGCAGCAUCAGUAGAAUGUGAGUGACUAUUUAUUAGUGCAUAUGUAAAGAUAUCCAUCUCAAUCACAUGUAAUUACUGGCCUGAAAUCUUCAUUUGCGAACGCUAUUUCUUGGGUAAAAAGAACUCAGUUCGCUAA
Molecule: messenger RNA, 1528 nt
Organism: Eucalyptus grandis
Lineage: Eukaryota; Viridiplantae; Streptophyta; Magnoliopsida; Myrtales; Myrtaceae
Product: F-box protein At3g07870
Exons: 2
Coding region: 157-1413 (418 amino acids)
Molecular function (GO): protein binding
Source: RefSeq, a predicted model, not a curated record